This is a messenger RNA of Thelazia callipaeda (thelaziosis nematode), 1020 nucleotides long. The record is from the annotation of a GenBank genome assembly. NCBI's taxonomy places the organism in Eukaryota, Metazoa, Nematoda, Chromadorea, Rhabditida, Thelaziidae.
AUGAACUCAACUCGCGAAGAUAAUACUUUGCAAAAAUCUCAAGAUGCGCCAAAUUUUUUAUGUGCUCAAAACCUUCCCGCUUCAUUUAUCCCAUCAGUUCCAUCGCAGAUAUAUCCUCCAACAGAAUCGUUCGGGAAUGCGUUAUUUGUUGGCAAUAUAAAUGCAGACAAUUCAGGAAACUCCUUUCAAAUUGUUUCUCCGAAUAGUUUCUCCGCAGUUCCAGCAACAGCAGUCUCUAUACCAAUGUUGCAAUCUUCACAAAUGAGUGCUUCAAACAUUUUACCAGAGAACAAAGCAUUGCCAUUAGAUGAGAGGGAUGAAUCGAAGAGAGGCAUGAUUCAGUGGUUCCAACAAACUUUACAUCAGUCGGAAUUUUUGUCUAAAAUGGCUAGCAAAGCUAAGUCUGGACUGGAUUCUGUAUUAACGACAUUGGAUCCAGGGAUGAGAGAUUUCAUUGAGGGUAAUGAUGUACUCUAUGCGUUUCUUCUUUCUGAAGGUAAUAUGCGCAUCACUGAAGCCAUCAAACAAGGUCUGCGCCAGGCAUUUAAUGAAUUAAUAUGCGAUGUGUCACCUGCUGGAUCUGAAGCGAUCAUCAACUAUCAAAUUAUUGGACAUGUUUCAGCUUGGCAGAGAGCAAAAGAACGUCUGACCACUUUUCGAAAUGAAACUACUUUAGGAUCAGAAACUGUGUUAAUCGUAGUACAGCCAUUUUUAUUUCAAAUCAGUGAUUAUUGGUUUGACUCCUCCUUAAUUCUUGCUCAGAAAGAAGGAAUAGAAGUUAGUGUUUUCACACAGGCGACGCAAAUUGAUAGUGAUGUGAUUACUGUGUUGAAAAAGCAUACUCCAAAAGGUGAUUUACAUGACUCAUUUGCCACGACCGUUGGUUAUGGGUAUGCAGAAUUGUAUGGCGGUGAUCCCAAUGAUUGGCACCAAAAUAUUUUAUCGUUUUCUUCUUUUGAACUUUAUCGAGCAGCAGCAUUUUCACUUGCAGCAAAUCUGAAGCGAAUUCUAGCAGCCUAA